Molecule: messenger RNA, 3292 nt
Organism: Arachis stenosperma
Lineage: Eukaryota; Viridiplantae; Streptophyta; Magnoliopsida; Fabales; Fabaceae
Product: glutamate receptor 3.4-like
Exons: 7
Coding region: 218-3037 (939 amino acids)
Biological process (GO): G protein-coupled receptor signaling pathway
Cellular component (GO): plasma membrane
Molecular function (GO): G protein-coupled receptor activity; glutamate-gated receptor activity
Source: RefSeq, a predicted model, not a curated record
CCUCAAAUGUUAAAGUAAGUGAUUCUUUUCUUCAAGUUAAGAAACAGUAACUAGGUGCCACUUUGUUCCAGACCAGAAUUGUUCCUAGCUUUUUGGCAACAAAACCUGGUCUUGAGAAGGUUCUUAGUUCUUGUGUUUUGAUGAUGUUGGUGUAAGCUGAAGAACUUGGAAGGAUUUUCAAGGUUUUCUUAAAAAGGAAGGUUCUGUUCUUGGAGACAUGGUUAUUGGAACAAGGUGGUUUUUGUUUAUGCUUGCUUUGUGUUUGUGGAUUUUCCGCAAUGAAGGAGUGGGAAUAACAGGACCUUCGCCUAAUACCACUGUGAAUUCCACUGUUUCUUCUUCAAGACCAAAGGUUGUGAAGAUUGGAGUCUUGUUUACUUUGGAUUCCAUCAUUGGAAGAUCUGCUAAACCUGCUGUUAUGGCUGCCAUAGAAGAUAUUAACUCCAAUAGAAGCAUUCUCCCUGGCAUUGAGCUUCAGGUUAUUUUUCACGACACAAAUUGCAACGGGUUUCUUGGAACAAUGGAAGCUCUGCAGUUGAUGGAGAAUGAUGUCGUCGCCACAAUUGGACCACAGUCUUCUUCAAUAGCUCAUGUCGUCUCCCAUGUGGCUAAUGAACUUCAUGUACCUCUUCUAUCAUUUGCUGCAACUGAUCCUACUCUAUCUGCACUUCAGUAUCCAUAUUUCGUCCGAACCACUCACAGUGACUACUAUCAGAUGUAUGCAAUCGCUGACUUUGUCGAAUAUUUCAGAUGGAGGGAGGUAAUUGCCAUUUUUGUAGAUGAUGAUAAUGGAAAGAAUGGAAUUUCUGUGUUGGGUGAUGCAUUGUCAACGAAGCGUGCCAAGAUCUCUUAUAAGGCUGCACUCCCUCUUGGGGCCAACAGAAAUGAUGUCAGUGACUUGUUGAGUGAAGUGAACUUAAUGGAAUCAAGAAUCUAUGUUCUACAUGUUAAUCCUGGUUCUGGUUUGUCAAUCUUUCGUGUUGCGAAGCAGCUAGGAAUGAUGAGCAAUGGCUAUGUUUGGAUUGCAACAGAUUGGCUUCCUUCAGUUCUGGAUUCAUCCGAGACACCAGACACUGACACAAUGAAUGUUCUAGAAGGUGUUGUGGCUUUUCGCAAUCACAUUCCUGAUACUGAUAUGAAGAAGAGUUUGAUCACUAAAUUGAAACGUCGAAAGGACAAGCAGACUUCAAGCUUCAAUUCCUAUGCAUUCUAUGCAUAUGAUUCUGUCUGGUUAGCAGCUUAUGCCCUUGACAUUUUUCUCAAUGAAGGUGGGAAUAUAUCUUUCUCCAGUGACCCUAGAUUGCAUGACAAUAAUGGAAGCACCUUGCAUUUAGAAUCACUUCGCACUUUUGAUAGCGGCCCUCAGUAUCUGCAAACUAUUUUAAGAACAAACUUCACUGGUUCGAGUGGUCGAAUUGGGUUUGAUACAGAUAGGAAUUUAAUCCGUCCGGCAUAUGAUAUUCUGAAUAUUGUCGGAUCUGGAUUGCGUAGAAUUGGUUACUGGUCUAAUCACUCUAGUUUGUCAGUUGUAGCUCCUGAUAUUUCAUAUGCAAAAUCAUCCAACCAUUCUUCUAAAAGCACUCAACAGCUUUAUAGUGUGAUAUGGCCGGGAGAUGCUAAAACUACACCAAAAGGAUGGGUAUUCCCCAACAAUGGAAAGCCAUUGCGGAUAGCAGUGCCGAAUCGAGUAAGCUACAAGGAGCUCGUUGCCAAAGACAAGAGUCCUACAGGAGUACAAGGCUAUUGCAUUGAUAUCUUUGAAGCGGCGUUGAACUUGUUGGCUUAUCCCGUCCCACGACAAUAUAUAUUGUAUGGAAAUGGUGAAAGGAAUCCUAGCUACAAUGAUCUUGUAGAUCAAGUUGCACAAAAUAACUUUGAUGCAGCUGUUGGAGAUGUCACAAUUGUCAUGAACAGAACAAGGUUUGUGGAUUUUACUCAGCCUUUUAUGGAAUCAGGGCUUGUUGUUGUUGUUCCUGUCAAGGAGGAGAAGUCAAGCCCCUGGUCUUUCCUUAAGCCAUUCACAGCUCAAAUGUGGUGUGUUACUGGUGCUUUCUUUCUUUUCGUGGGAACCGUUGUGUGGAUCCUCGAGCACCGGCUCAAUCACGAGUUCCGCGGUCCACCAAGGAAGCAACUAAUAACAGUCUUUUGGUUUAGUUUGUCAACAAUGUUUUUCUCACACAGAGAGAACACUGUGAGUGCUCUCGGGAGACUGGUGUUAAUCAUAUGGCUAUUUGUGGUGUUGAUUAUCAAUUCAAGUUACACAGCUAGCUUGACAUCAAUCCUAACCGUGCAGCAGUUAUCGACACAAAUCGAAGGAAUUGAUAGCUUGAUCUCUAGUAGUCAACCAAUUGGAAUUCAAGACGGGUCAUUUGUGAGGAAGUAUCUGACAGAUGAACUCCACAUAGCAGAAUCUAGGAUAGUUACAUUGAAAAACAUGGAGGCUUAUAUCGAUGCUCUUCAGCGUGGGCCGAGCAAUGGAGGGGUUGUGGCGGUUGUUGAUGAACUUCCUUAUAUUGAGAUCUUGAUGGCCAAUACUGAGUGCAAGUUUACAACUGUUGGCCAGGAGUUCACUAAAAGUGGCUGGGGAUUUGCAUUCCAGAGGGACUCUCCCCUCGCCGUGGACAUGUCAACGGCGAUUCUUGAACUCUCGGAGAAUGGGGACCUGCAAAGGAUCCAUGACAAAUGGCUUAAUAAGAAGGAGUGUGCAAGCAAUGAUGCUGAUUCAAACAAACUAUCUUUGAAAAGCUUCUGGGGCCUCUUCCUUGUGUGUGGCAUUACUUGUUUCCUUGCACUGAUUGUGUUCUUUGUUAGAGUGUUCUGUCAAUACACAAAGUUCAUCCCAGAGCACGAAGAAGCCGACGAGGAGAUUCAGCAACCGGUCCGGCGGCGUAGAAGGGCAACCAAAACUCCUAGCUUCAAGGAAUUGAUUGUUUUUGUAGAUAAAAGAGAAGCAGAAAUUAAAGAGAUACUGAGACAGAAGAGUAGAAAGAGGCAGCGCAGCAAAAGUUUAGAUGAUAACUCAAAUUCACCAGUCUAAGUAAACCAUUUUGGUUGGUGAAAUUUUAUGUCUUUAUUUUGCUACCAUGUUCAUAUUUUUAGAAUGUUGUCACACACACACAGAUUGUUAGUCUAUAUACCAGAGUGAAAAUUUUCUACCUUCUUGCAAGGAAAUUGUAACUGUAGUAAGAUUGUAACUAACACAGUUUAAAGAAACGUAAAAAUCUGAGUUUUAUUUUCAAAUUAAAUAUACUAUGUAUGUAUUUACUAUUUAAUAAAUAAAAAAUUUGCAUAA